AUGUUGAUUGGAGGUGUGCCCUCCUCUGGGCCAGCUGGCAACGGGGAGUGGGAAGCAGGGGGACCGGGCACCGUGGUGAACGACUGGCUAGGCUGGGCUGCUGGUUGGGGAGAGCUUCGGACCAAGAACAAAAGAGGAGCACCGGCGAGCUGGCUCUGGAGUAGGCGCUUCAGCCCGGCUCGGGCUCCUGUUCUAGGAAGAGGGGGAGGAGAGGGCCCAAUGAGUGGCGGCUGGUGGGGGUGGGGGGCGCUCGGGUUUCACUGGCAACAGAUUGAUGAACUCCCAGAGGGAGCUGUGAAGCCUCCAGCAAAUAAGUAUCCAAUCUUCUUUUUUGGCACCCAUGAAACAGCAUUUCUGGGGCCCAAAGACCUUUUCCCAUAUAAAGAAUAUAAAGAUAAGUUUGGAAAGUCCAACAAGAGAAAAGGAUUUAAUGAAGGUUUGUGGGAAAUAGAAAAUAAUCCUGGAGUCAAGUUUACUGGAUACCAGGCAAUUCAGCAACAGAGCUCUUCAGAAACUGAGGGUGAAGGAGGGAACACUGCAGAUGCCAGCAGUGAGGAAGAAGGCGAUAGAGUAGAAGAAGAUGGAAAAGGCAAAAGAAAGAAUGAAAAGGCUGGCUCAAAACGGAAAAAAUCAUACACUUCAAAGAAAUCCUCCAAACAGUCACGGAAAUCUCCAGCAGAUGAAGACGACAAGGACUGCAAAGAAGAUGAAAAUAAGAGCGGUUCUGAGGCUGGGGAUGCAGGCAAUGACACAAGAAACACAUCUUCAGACUUGCAGAAAACCAGUGAAGGGACUUAACCAACAUAAUGAAUACUGAAUAAUAAGGGAAACCACAAGAAGGUUACAUGUUUGAUUGUCUCGGGUUUGAUAUGAAUCAACACAUAAUCAUUGUUACCAUCAAUAGUCCCAGUUUGUAUGCACAUUAUUCACAUUCCUCUCUGUUGUGUUUGCAAAAAAAAAAAAUAAGACAUUUUAGUCUUUUCUAAGGGUUUUCAAUCCAAUUUCUCAUUUGGUUGCAUGAAGUUGCCCUUAACCGCUGACAGAUGAUGAAGAUUUUUACACGAAGUUGUUCAUCUGGAUAUGUUUUACCAGUAGAAAGGGCAGCCCUUCUCAUCCUCCUCCCCCCUCAUCCCCACCCUCUCCCACCACUAAAUCAAAUUCAAAUCAGCAUUCUUACAAAAGAGGCCAACAGCGGAAGAGUUUAGGAAUAUUUCCCCUUCAGGAGGGAACAUGGAGAUGAACUUCUAGAGACAGAAGUGUAAAUUACCACAAGGCCAUUCUUUUGUUUGUUGAUUGGAAACGAAAGCAAAAUUGUUCUUGG
Gracilinanus agilis (Agile Gracile Mouse Opossum) is the source of this 1321-nucleotide messenger RNA. It is a transcript of the gene HDGFL3, whose product is annotated as HDGF like 3. Lineage: Eukaryota; Metazoa; Chordata; Mammalia; Didelphimorphia; Didelphidae. Gene Ontology annotation, biological process: regulation of transcription by RNA polymerase II. The coding region runs from base 1 to 798 and encodes 265 amino acids. Gene Ontology annotation, molecular function: double-stranded DNA binding; transcription coregulator activity. The transcript is spliced from 6 exons. The record is from RefSeq and is a predicted model, not a curated record. Gene Ontology annotation, cellular component: nucleus.